This is a messenger RNA of Archocentrus centrarchus (flier cichlid), 8077 nucleotides long. It is a transcript of the gene dpy19l3, whose product is annotated as dpy-19 like C-mannosyltransferase 3. NCBI's taxonomy places the organism in Eukaryota, Metazoa, Chordata, Actinopteri, Cichliformes, Cichlidae. Gene Ontology annotation, molecular function: mannosyltransferase activity. The record is from RefSeq and is a predicted model, not a curated record. Bases 767 to 3037 code for a protein of 756 amino acids. The transcript has 17 exons. Gene Ontology annotation, cellular component: nuclear inner membrane.
UAGACGAGGGGUCACCAGCGGCCAGCUCUCUGUUCCCUCCCUCCCUCCGGCUGCUCCGGUUAUCCACAGCCUGUCCUGUUGUUCGCAGGGCUCAGUCUUUGUGUUUGCUUUUCUCCUCGUGGCCGAUUUUGGUGAGAAAGAUUGCUUCUUGUUCUGAAGUUGCCCGUUGAGUUCAGGGGAGGCGGAGGCCACUUCGUAUUUAGCGUUGGCAGACAGAAAGCAGAGGAAACGCUGCGUGGACCUCGCUUGGAUUCUGCACGCAUCACAUAACAGAGAUGGGAGUUAUUGAAAGAGCCGUACGGAGGAAAUGUUAAGGCAGGGAGAAGAGGAUCGGUGCCUUCUGAGAAGUGAACUCGCUUCCAGCGUAAUGAGCAAUGUGUGAACUUGUUAACUAGGCCUAUUCUCUUUGACCUUAAUUUAAAUUGAGGAUUAGCCAUCUCAUCAGAGUUCUUGGUGGUAAGCCAAGGCUUGUUUUGCCUUGGGCGAAACUCAAAAGGAGGAUUGGGAAGGAAAGUAGCUGCUCAUUCCCUCAGAGGAAGCUUUUGCAUAUUUCCUUUGGCAGGGAACUUGAAGCGAUUAAAAGCGAAUUUAUUUGGAUUGACUUCAGGAAGAGAAAAAAAAACACCCCACCACCACAUUUACAUUUAUUUCCGUAAUGGAUUUGGAUCAGUUCUGUGCCUUAACCCAGGAGCAUCCUGUUUAUCUACCUGGAUUUAGCUCAUCAAAGGAUCCAAGAAUUUAUUGAUAAUCUCUGUGUUCCCGAGACAUGGAGCUCCGUAAGAGAGUGAAGCUGCAGCAGCUACAGCAUCAUUCUGGGCUUUCACAAGAAGCACCGUCUGAGGGGAGAUGUAACCAUAACGUGAUGUCAGGAAUGCAGGAGGGGGGUAGACGAGGGCUUUCUCCGCUUGGACGAUCCGGUUGUCAUUCCGGUUCAGGCGUUUCACCCUGGUGGCCUUGGCAACAGUGUGUUCCCAUGGCAGCAGGGCUGUUACUGGCUGUGCUGCUGGGGCUGACGCAGGCCUGGACUGUGAACGCCAUACACGAGAAUCUGCUGUGGUUCUCACAGCUCACGGAAGUGGAGAGGGAGAUCUCCUUUCGGACGGAGUGUGGACUGUACUACUCCUACUACAAGCAAAUGCUGCAGGCCCCGUCCAUACAAGAAGGGCUCCAAGAACUGAUCCAUGACAACUUGACAGAAUCCAAGAGGACCAUUAACCUCUUACAGCGGAUGAAUAUCUACCAAGAGGUCUUCCUCAGUGUUCUCUACAGAUUGUUGCCCAUACAGACAUAUCUGGAGCCAGUGUACUUUUAUAUUUACACAGUGUUCUCGCUCCAAGCUGUGUAUGUGAUCGCUUUGUACCUCACAGCGUGGCUUCUGUCUGGCUCCUGGCUGGCUGGUGCGCUCACUGCAUUCUGGUACAUCCUUAACAGGGUAGAUACUACUCGGGUGGAGUUCACCAUCUCCCUCAGAGAGAACUGGUCUUUGCCCUUCUUAGCGCUGCAGGUCACCGCUAUCACCUGUUACCUCAAACCUCAGCUCACCACAUUGCAGCAGAAGGUGAUGGUGUGGCUGAUGUACGUGACGACCUUCUGUUUCUGUCUCACCUGGCAGUUCAACCAGUUCAUUCUGCUCGUUCAGGCUCUCGUCAUUUACACCCUGGACUGCGGUGACUUCAUAACAACUGCACAGGUCACCACUCUGUACCUCGUCCAAGUGAGCAGCCUGCUGAGCGUGUGGCUUCUCCAGUUCUGUAACUCCAUGAUACUGGGAUCACUGGUGUUGAGCUUCAUAGUGGCCGCGCUCUUCAUCAGACACUGCCAGGCCGGUCUAAAAACAGGAAGCCUGCUGGUUCGUCUGGGCAAGCUUCUCCUCCACAGCACCAUGGUUCUCCUCCUCACCAUCACCAUCAACUACCUGGCCAAGAAAGCCCUUCAGCUCAGAUCAGAUGAGCACAUCUUUAAAUUCAUCAAAUCAAAGUUUGCCUUCGGCCCGACCAGGGAUUUUGAUGCCAGUUUGUAUCUGUGUGAGGAGGCCUUUGGCCUACUGCCCCUGGACACACUGGAGCGCCUGGCUGGGACUCUGCUGCUGUACCCCUACAUCCUCACUCUGCUGCUGCUCAGCGGCACGUUGGUGGCGGCAGCGCUGAAGAACCUGAGCAGGCCUAAAGGAGGUCCGGCCGAGGAGAGGAAAGGAGCUGGAGAGGGGCGAGCCGUGGCGUUUCGUCCAGAUGUGGCCUAUAAUCUGCUGCACACGCUGUUCUACGGCCUCCUGGCUUUCAGCACAAUGAGAAUGAAGUACAUAUGGACCGGCCACAUGUGUGCGGUCGCGGCCUACGGUGUGUGCGGGACUGAGCUGUGGACUCUGCUCUUCGGCGUUCUCCGCUGCAACUCUAAACGUCUGUUGAGGCUCGUCAGAUACGCCGUUCCUAUAGUGAUGAUCGGUUUCCUGUAUUACAAGUUCUGGCCUAAGCUGAUGGAGGAGUUAUCAGAGCUGAGGGAGUUUUAUGAUCCCGACACUGUGGAGCUCAUGACCUGGAUUAGCACAAAGACACCCAAACAGGCGGUGUUUGCUGGAAGCAUGCAGCUCCUGGCUGGUAUCAAGCUGUGCACAGGCAGAGUCCUCACCAACCACCCCCAUUAUGAAGAUAAAGACCUGCGGGAGCGGACCAGACAGGUGUAUCAGGUGUACGCUCGGCGCUCUCCAGAGGAAGUGUACGAUAUCCUGAAGGUUGCUGGGGCCGACUACGUGGUGCUGGAAAACAGCAUCUGCUACGAGCGGAGGCACAGGCGAGGCUGCAGACUGCGGGACCUGCUCGACCUGGCCAACGGACACAUCAUGGACGGAGCUGGAGAGAACGACCCGGACCUCGCCCCCGCCGCCCACCCUCGCUUUUGUGACGCCAUCAAGACGGACGCGGCAGCUUACGCCGCUCUCUUUACCAGAACAUUCCAGAACAAAACCUUCCAUGUGUACCGGCUCAAGAAGAAACGCAAGAAAAAUACCAAGGGCUCAUCAGAGCCCAGCGUGACUCAGUAGCAGCACCGAGGCCGCGAGACGACCCCAGCAGAGGCCAGAGGGGAGAGAGGAGGAGGAGGAAAGGAAGAAAGAAAAGCGCCGAAUCCUUGCUGUUCCUCUGCCUCCUCUCUGCACUGCGCCCAGCUGUGAUCAUGGCCAUUAUUUCUUCAACACGUGAACGUGGUGCUGGAACAGCGGGCCGCUCCGAGCUCUGGGCUGCACUGUUUUUGUUAGUGGAGUGUGGAAACAAAUGUAGGAAUCCUGCUUCGGGCUGUUCUUCAUCCACUCGUUCAGCCACCAUCCCAAAAAGUUUCGGUAACUCGAUGUUCCAGAGCCAAACGUAAAGAUCCAGAGAAACUGUGUUUACCUGCAGCUGACUUCAUCUUUGACAAUGAAAGUAGGGACAGAAAUUUGAGAUCUGUUGAGCUUUUAAUUUGUGGGGAUUUGAUACAAUACUUUAAACCUUUAACAGUUUAUGCUGGUUAAAUUUGCCACCGUAGUUCAGACUUAUUUCAGUUAUAAAGUGUAGACAUCCAUCGAUAUUAAAGGUAAAUAUCCAGUUUAAGUUUCUGGACGUGUAGGUUAGAACAUAAAUACCUCCUAAAAAUGAUAAAACUGAAGAGUUAUUUCUUUAGAAACGGCUACAUGAUUUCAGAUGGGCACCAAACCGUUUCUUUCAGCCAUGUUAGUGGAUCCACCAGGCGCCUCAUUCAUAACACCAUGAUUAAUAAUUGAACUCUUGAUUCCUUAAAGAUGCUGAACAUAAAACAUGUGCUUAAGCAGGAUCUCAUAAUCCCACUGAAACAUGUGCAACUGUUAGAUCUUACUUCUAGUACUUCUAGUACUAGUAAUGGUUUUACUAGUACCACUACUGUCAGUUUGUCCUGCUCCACUGUGUGUGUAGGUGCACAGGCACACAUACACACACAGCAUGUUUGUUCGGCUGUCUUUGAGUUCAUUUAGUAACACGAGUGGAUUCUCGAGCCCUUUUUACCCAUAAGCUUAACCAUCACAACCAUGUGCCAAACUCUGAGCCUGACCCCUGACCCUGAGCCUACUCUAAGCCUAAAACCCAGCUGUAACCCUCAGACAGGCCUUUGAGCUUCUUUUAAAAAAUGUCUUCACUUUGUUGGUAUUAAACUGUCGUCACAAAGAGAUGAUUUAUGUUUUAGUUGUGUUUCCUGUAACAGAUGACUUCAGUCACUCACUGAUACUGGAUGGAGACGUGGUUCUUGAGAAAGCUGCAGCCCACAGUCUGCUCGUUCUGCACAGCCAGGUUUUGGUCAGAAACACACACACACACACACACACAGUGUGUAUUCUUACAGCUGUCCUCGUUUCCAAAUGGUAAUUUUCUGAUUUCCUGCCUGCGACGUGUGUGUAAGAUGUUUCUAAUUGGGAGCUGCAGAAUAACCUGGAUUACUUUUAACGUGCACGCUAUUUAAACUGAUAGCAGCUGUCUUGUGAUUUUCUGCUAAAGGCAAAAGAACCUGAAAUAUCCCCACAAACACAGCAAGAAAAUAACUGGAGAUGAGAUCAUUACCAUGUCCAAUGAAGGAUUUAUUGAACCACUUAUAGAUGUUUUAGUAUUUAUUUUUUGUUGGGGACAAUCCACCAAAACAUCAACCCAAUCGAGAGGCCGUGCACCAGAUUUAGCUGCUGGCUAAUGUCUGUUUGCAGUCUGGAUCUUUGUGGUUAGCUCGUUCUUGAUUAGCAGUCAGUUAUGGGUCUCUCCUUGCAGUGCCAGCUGAUGAACUGUUGCAUCUGGCAAGCUCAGUUUCGCUCCCAUCCCCUUCUCUGUGUGCCAUGGCAUUUUCUUUUCCUCAGGAUUGUACAUAAGAAUAAAUGUUUUAUUGAAAAGAAGGUAAAAAAAAAAUUAACAGGUUUACUUCCUGCAUCGUUAGCGUGGCUCUUCCUGUUACAGGACCUUCAGCACAGCAUUCCUCUCCCUAUGAGAGCCGAUCAGAAAGUCUAUGCUGCCGCAGACAAAGUGUGCAUCCUUUUAUCAGGUCAUCUUACUGCUGUGAAUUCAACUCCCAAAUUUCUGGUAUUCCUUUCUGAGCACCUGUACAGCGAGUAGUCGCCCCCUACUGGAGGUUCGAGAGGAUGCAGGUUUUAGGUGCAUUUGCAGUAGCUGCACUUUCCAGACCCAGAAGCUACCUUCAUCUUUUAUAUACAGUCUGUGGUUGCAUACUGCAGCAGGAGGUUCAGCCUUACUCGGAGCAGGUCAGACCGCCAGCUAGCCUCAGAUGUAGCCACUUUAUUGGUCGCUGUGAUAAAUGCUGUCAGCCAUGAAAAGAAAGAGGAGGACAUUCAUGUCGGCUGCUGUAAAGCUGAGGGCAGAGCUGGUACCGAGCGGUGUUUGUGGCAGCGCUGUUGUUGUGAUUGCCGCCAUGUUUUUUUCUUUCUGUGAUUCUCAUCAGCAGCAGGCUCAACCUCUUCAUUCAACACACACACACACAGACAGACACACACGGCCACAAACACACAGUCUCACACACACACACACAUGAAUAAUGUAAGUGGUGAGGAAAUUGCAGCGGGCUGACAACGGUGCUGAUUCUGAGGCACAAUCCAAAAUAGAGAGGAGCCAACACUUGCAUAUCAAACUGAGGCUUUGUGGUUAGACAAGAAGGGGGGGCAGAGACGCUCAUGUUUAAACAGCAGCAGAGGAGAAAUGAGAGCGCAUGAAAACAUGGAUUCUCAGUGAUCUUCCUCAUUUUCUUCUUUCACACCAAAGGAGAGGAGCUGAUUGAAAGGCUGGAGCGGCAUUGGUAAUUAGCGGUUGGACAAUUAGCACCCUCCCUUCGUCCCGUCCCCUUCAUCUCGGCUCGGUUCGCCUGUACUCGUACACUUGUUAAUAAGGACCUCUGUCUUUGAUAAAGGCCCCCUCUCACAGAUGCGUGCGCACUCCUGCACACGGUUUCUGCAGAGCUUUUGAAAGCACGGUGUUCGUUAACGGCGGGGCCUCGGUGGGACGCAUACCAAUCGGCUCGGCGGCGCUUGUUCCUCCAUGUUGGAUGUUUAAUUUAGGAGAUGUCUGAUUGCUUUAUUUGAGAGCGAAGUGAUUCCAUUACGUUUGCCUAAUAAGGGUCCGCUAAUGUAAUAUUUUUUUCAGCAUUGUUAAUUUCCAUACAUAUUGGGUUUAGGAGCAGGCUGCCGCCACCUUUGGGUUUCUUAAUGAAGAGGCGACGGCGGCGGUCAUUAACCUGUGUGCACACGUACAAACUGCUCUGCUGUAAAGUGGGUGCUGUUGAAAUACACUGAAGAUGCUUAUCAAGCAGCUUUGUGCAGCUGAUGAAUGUUCAGCUCUAAGCUUAGUGUGGGAGGGCGGUUCUCGUGACUUGGCCCUGACCUGUGGUGUUCCCAUCAUGUUAGAACCAUGAGCGCAGAACCUUCUUCUGGAGUCUUUCCACAUGAUUUCUGAAAUUGGAGAACUUUGAUCCCGUUCUUUAAAAAAAAGCAAACAAGCUUAUUUUUCUGAGUGUUGUGAUUGGUCCCUGAUGCUGCGUUGGGUUUUCAUCCACUGGGCUGCAGACGAGAUCAAACUAUCAGCUGUUGCAGAGGAAACCCAAGCAGCACCUACAUCGCCUGGAUCGUGCAGAUACUGUGGAGGCUGAACACUUAGAUUCUGCUACUUUUUCUUCCGCGUAAGGUGCAGCGUGCUCAGACAAAAUGGUAAAAUGUAAAAAAAAGUCACAUUUAAAAUAAAUCAGUGAUGUGUUCUUUAUGAAGCCAAGAUUUGUUUUUUAGAUUUACCAGACACAUUAGGUGUUUUUGCACAAAGUAUCGCCGAUACCAGCUUGACUUUUACUCAGUAUCAGAUCGGAAAGGAAAUCUGGGGUAUCGAACAUCACUACUGAAAACCAUAAACUAACGAAGUGUCAAAUACGCGCCUCCGGUUUGAGAAAAAUAUAAGGCGGCCCGUUUUUCCAGUUUCCUGUUUGUGAAUUCAUGUUUUGAUUUCAAAUGAAUAAAAGAUUGAGUAUAAAAUGAAAAUUAAAAAACAACCUGUUUUUCAUCUUUUAAUAUCCAGUUUGAAAACAAUAAGCCCUCAGUUUAUUUUUUCAGUUAAAGUUCACGGAUCUUUAACCACCUGCUUACGUGGACUCUGAAACUGGACUGCUAGCUCUCAGUGUCCAGUAUUACUUUAACUGGUGCACCAGCUCACAAUUGGUAUUUAUAUUGUUUUAAAGCAUUUUAAAUUCUUACAGUAUUUUUUUUAAUCUUAGUAUACUGAUUUAUAACAGUGCAUUUUUUGACAGCUACGUCUCGUCUCCGCUUUAAGACGAGAACCUGCAAAAUAAGAUCGGCCCUUUAAGAUAAUCAGCUGUGAAGAAGGUUUAAAAAAGGGAAAUAAAAAUUCCCAAACAGUAAGAAACCAUUUUUGGAGUGCUCAUGGUAACAUCACACGACUGUUGUCUCUUCUUUUUGUAUCAUUUGGAGCCCUCGUGAACUCAGGGGGUCAUUUUCAGUCUGAGGGGUCAGUGUUUAGGCUGCACGUUGGGACUGAGCCGAGUCAGUCCUGACCUUAAUGCAGGUGACAAGACCUGAACACAGCAUCCCAGACAUACUGAUGACCUGUUUGGUAGUGAGGAUACUGCUGACCUUAAUAAAGUCCAAAGUUGACUGUACAGUUAGUGAUUAUUCAGUAUAAUUCUAUAAUUGUAAUUUAGAUGAGGCGCAGACAUCCUGGUGGUCUAAAGAGUCCUUUGUGCAGCUCUCGAGUGGAAGCUGAGAUAAAGAGGUGUAUCUGACACACGCUGUGACCCUGAGUGCUUCACCUUUAACCUGCAUCUAAACCGACCCUGAAAAAGUUCAUCUUUGUGUUUAUUUGAAAGCAGACUGCUGUCGUGUGUAUUUGGGUGCCUUUGGUCAUUUUCCCAUUUCUGCUUUUGUACAAAUCCACUGAACUCCUCCUGUGGUGUCACGUUCUACUUUGUCAUAAUCACACAAACCUGGAAAUGUUUCCUCUGCUGUUAAAACUUCUUCUGAUGCGCGACACGAUGUUGGUGAAAGGAUCCGUGAAGUUUCAGCAUCAAUAAAACCGUUUCCCCAACA